This is a messenger RNA of Caenorhabditis bovis, 1578 nucleotides long. NCBI's taxonomy places the organism in Eukaryota, Metazoa, Nematoda, Chromadorea, Rhabditida, Rhabditidae. The record is from the annotation of a GenBank genome assembly.
AUGGUAAGACCUAAAAAAGCGUCAAAUUUGUUUAGUGAUGAGUGCAGGCCUGCUAAAAGUAGUGAAUUAGCAAUACACUCAAAGAAGCUUGCCGAGCUAAAAACCUGGCUGACCGAUAAUUGCUUAAAUCGCGGAAAAUCUUACCCAAAGUGUCUUCUGCUAACCGGACCAAGUGGUUCUGGCAAAUCGACGUCUCUUGAAGUUCUGUCGAAGGAACUGAAUAUUGAGCUUGUCGAUUAUGAGCCGGAAACCCUAUAUGACGAAAAUCUGACCCCAGAAAAUGAUGGUCUAGAAUCUCUUGGCAAAUUUCUUAGCCAAUCCGGAGCCCGAUUCAAUCCGCGAAGGAAGAUCCUUCUAGUGAUCACAAAUCUCCCAGACGAAGCCUACAAUGAUAUUCUAGGAUUUCGUCAGACGGUAUCAGAAGCCCUUCAGAAUCUCCACAUCCCUGUUAUAUUCUGCCUCAGCGAUGUCGAUUCGUGUUGGCACCUCAACCAUCGUCGCCUUUUUACGAACACUUUUGUUAUGUCAAAUAAUAUCGAAAUCAUGAAAUUCAAUUCUGUCGCGACCACAUAUCUGAAAAAGGCGAUUCAAAGAGCUGCUGAACUCCUAUUUUUACCGCUAUCGAAAACCAAGCUUGAAGCAAUUGAGCAUGAAGCUAAUAAUGAUCUCCGAAUCGCCAUGAACAUCCUCCAAAUGAAUCUCGUCGGCACUUCGUCAAGCGUCGUCGCCUCCAGCAAGUAUUCGCGAAAGCGGCAGAGCGUCGAAAUUCUGUCGAAUGGCAAAGCGAAUAAGGAAGACAUGUUCCACAUGCUUGGCCGGAUUCUCUACGCGCAUCGUAUUAGUCCUGAAGAUUCGCAGCUUCCGAAAACGGCGAAACGCAAGAAACGCGCUGAAAGUCAGAUGCUGAUGGUUGACACGAACGAAAGGAAGCCUCUCGAACACGACGUGAAUGAUAUCAUUCAAAUGUCAAGCAUGCCAAGUGAAAAGAUUCUCGCGUUUCUUCAUGAGCACGAGCCGAAAUUUCAGCAGAAUCUCGAAGCGCUCCGAAAAGUGUCGGCGUGCUUCUCGGAAUGUGAAAAUAUGACUUCGAAUUGGACAGUCAAACAAAGACUUCCUGAUGAGUACGUCGCGCAGGUGGCUGCUCGUCAUGUGAUGUUCUACAACUAUGGAAUCAACACAUCCGGAUUCCGUUCACUGAACGGACCACUAUCUUCGGACCUGACAAAGGAGAUCGACAACUCCAAAGAUGAGCUCCGGAGAUUGCCGAGAAUCGGUGACGCCCAAUAUGUCGCCUUAACAAUCCCAUAUUUGGCUUUCAUCAGCCCCUGCAUGGACCCAAACAAUAUAUCGUGCUAUUUAGCGCGACCGUUUAAUAUAUCGUGGAAAUCGGGACGAGACUCAAUUUGUCAUCAGAUGGAGAAUUUGGGAAACACCGCAUUUUUCAAGAAGCUGACUUCAAAAAAGCGGAAGAGGGACGAAAUUGAGCAGAAAUUCGCUGAAAACCAAAAUGGCAAAGACUAUGUCGAUGAGAAGAUUGAAAUCGAGGAAUCAGAUUAUGACAGCUUCGAUGAUAUGUGA